AUGUUGACCCUCUUCUACCUCCCAUUGUUGCUCCUCGCGCCAUUGUUCACUCUUGCAGACUCGCAGGAUCCAGGCCAAGGUCACGGAAAACAGUACUACCCUUGGAACUCUGUCAAAUGGACCAUGCCUCUCAGUUCAGUCAAGGCCGAUACGACAGUCGACUUGACUUGGACAGGGGGUAGUGCAAAUGGGUAUGAGGUGUAUUACGUCCCUCAGUGGGAGGGUCAGGACGUCUUUGAGUCUAUCGAUAUCGCUACGACGUCUCAUAAAUCCGUUCGAUGGCAUACUCCUCACGCCGACCAGUUCCCCGAUGGCACCACCUUCAUCCUCGGCGUUCGCGAUGUCAUUGCUGGGCCAAAGUCAACAUGGUACGACUUGACCGGUCUGGUCAAGUUUGACCGUCAUUAG
Molecule: messenger RNA, 408 nt
Organism: Kockovaella imperatae
Lineage: Eukaryota; Fungi; Basidiomycota; Tremellomycetes; Tremellales; Cuniculitremaceae
Exons: 4
Coding region: 1-408 (135 amino acids)
Source: RefSeq, a predicted model, not a curated record